Molecule: messenger RNA, 2636 nt
Organism: Macadamia integrifolia
Lineage: Eukaryota; Viridiplantae; Streptophyta; Magnoliopsida; Proteales; Proteaceae
Product: pentatricopeptide repeat-containing protein At5g66631-like
Exons: 1
Coding region: 369-2339 (656 amino acids)
Molecular function (GO): protein binding
Source: RefSeq, a predicted model, not a curated record
GUCGCAGAGUCGCACGCCUCUGGACUCUGGAGUUCACCCGCGCCAGCUGCCAGUAGAGAACACUCUCUUGCCCAUUACGAAAAUACUGAAAAUGGUGACCGUCAUUCACAAUUCCUUCUUAUUUCUCUGAGUUGCUGCCCCUGCAAUCGACCCUGCCUGAUGAAUCUAUGCAGCGCCGGAACAUGGCUACAUUCAGGCAACUCUCUCUCUCUCUCUCUCUCUCUCUCUUUGCUUGGUUGUUACUUGCUUUCUUUCUCACAAUGUGCAUAUUCAAGCAGUCGGGGAUGAAUUGUCAUAAACAUGUUGAAUUCUGAAAAUUUAAUUUCAACUUAUUAGUGAUUCAGUUCAAGGCAGUAGAUUGUGUGGAGAUGCUUCUCAAUCGCUUCUUCCACUACAUGGUGAACUCAACCAACUUCUUAACCAAGAAAACUCACAACUUUUCCUCUAUCGCAGUCACCAACCGUGUCUCCCUCUACCUUCACCGAGCAAGACUCAUUGAUUCAAUCAGACUUGCACUUCGAUCUAAAUCACCUCACUCCAUUAUUUCCCUUCUCGAUGAUCCUGCAGUUGAUUCAUUUGUUAUCACUCAUGCCCUCCGUUGUGCUCCCUCAACCGACUCAGCCCUUUCCCUCGUUGAAACCCUGAAAACCCUCCCAAAAUUUUCACAUACCCAAACUACUCUUCAUGCUAUUGCUAAAAUCUUAUCCAAGUCUCAGAGAAUUAUUGAACUCCAAACCCUUAUUGAUGCCAUUAAUGCUGGAGAGUUCACGAAUGUCGCAUGGGUCAGCUAUAUGGACCAAUUAAGGUGGUAUGCAGCCGCUGCUGACCUUGAUUCGGCAGUCCGAGCUUGGAAUGAGUUGAGACUUGUGCUCCCUAAUGGAAAGAGGCAUCCUUGUACUGAGUCUUACAACAUCCUCAUGAGUCUUUUUGCAAAGAAGGGUAAAAAUUCAGAAGCUGUUCAGAUGUUCCACCAGAUGAUUAGCGAAGGUGCAAACCCUAAUUCAAGGACAUACACAGUUGUCAUCGAGCACCUUGUGAGUUUUGGGAUGUUAAACUCAGCAAUCGAGGUUUUUAAGAGAUUACCCUUGAUGAGAAUCAAGCGCACGUUGAGGCAGUAUUCUGUUUUGGCCAAAGGUUUCACUGAUAUGGAGAGAUUUGAUGAGGUUAAGACAUUGAUCAAGGAUAUGCAGGAUGAUGGAAUUUUGCCUGGUCAAGCUAUGCAGUUGUCACUAAAAUGUAUGCAAGAGGCCGGUUAUGUUGACGAAACGGAGCAAUUCCUCAAGGAAUUAGCGCCAGAUGAGAGAAUUGGUAAUGUCGGGUUUGUUAUAGAUGGCAGUGACAAUGAGGAGGAGGUGGAUAGUGAAGAUGAUAAUGGAGUUGCUGAUGGUGAUGCAAUUCAAUUGAAACCUUGGCUGGAUCCGAGCUCCCUGGCAAGCGCAUUGAAUGAUUGGAGUGAUACAGAGGUUUCAACAUUGACAGAUGCAAAAUUUGUAUGGACAAGUCGAUUGGUCUGUAAGAUGCUUAGGAGUUUCAAGAGAGCAGAGACUGCAUGGAAGUUCUUCUGUUGGGUUGCAUGCCAGCCUGGAGGAUUUACUCAUGAUAUCUAUACAGUCUCAAGGAUGAUUGUCAUUUUGGCACGCCAUGGACAUGUUGAAUUAGUCGACCAACUUAUUCUUAAGAUGAGAAGAGAGGGGAUUCGGUUAUCAGUCAGCACCGUGAGAUUAAUUAUUGACUUCUAUGGUAUUUCUAAAAAAGCUGAUGCUGCUUUGAAGGUCUUUCGUGAUGUUGAACUUGUCAGCAAUACCUUAUCAAAAUUGAAUCUAAUGCUUUUGUAUUCAUCACUUCUGCGGACAUUGGUCAAAUGUAGGAGAGGUUUGGAAGCAAUUGACUUACUUGAAGAGAUGAUAUUAUCAGGGAUUCUACCUGAUAUCCAGACAUAUUGUGGGUUGAUGCAAUACUUUGCCCUUGAAGGAGAUUUGAGAAUGGUACAAAGGCUGUUUGGAAUGGUUAGGCAGAGUAGUGUAAACCCGGAUGCCUACAUGUUUCAAAUACUUAUCCGUGCUUACUGUAAGAGUGAGAGAGCAGCUCUUGCGUUGAGAAUUUUUGAAGACAUGAGGAACUUGAAUUUGAUCCCUGAUGCUGCCACAAAAGCAUUACUGGUGAAGAGUCUUUGGAAGGAAGGUAAACUGAGGGAGGCUUCUGUUGUAGAAGAGCGAAGUGAGGAGAUAAAUGGCUUUCUUCCACUUGCAUUACCAGGUCAUGUAUGGACUAUGAAUUCUGCUGAUCUGAUAGAAGUUUACAAUAUUUAUUCCAGUGGUUUCGUGAUGAGUGGUGUUUAAAAGUUAUUACAAUGACUAGUCAAGUCGAGCACUUAAAAGUGGUAAGUUUCAUUUCAAUUCAAAUUAAUGUUGAUAUUAUUUAGGGGCCAUUAUUUCCCUGUUUCCAGUUUUGCUUUGUGUAUGUGCAACCGCACUUGUUUGCAUGGGCACGCACACGUGUUUAGGAUCGGGGAUGAGUCUAGAGAUGUGUUUGUGUGGGGUGGUGCAUAAGUGUCUGUUUGUGUUCUUUUGCCUCUUCAUAAGCUUUGUUAUAUUAUCUAAAAUUAAGGUUUAUAAUUCAAUCUUCUGUUUCUAUUA